Messenger RNA from Haemonchus placei, 1956 nucleotides. NCBI's taxonomy places the organism in Eukaryota, Metazoa, Nematoda, Chromadorea, Rhabditida, Trichostrongylidae. The record is from the annotation of a GenBank genome assembly.
AUGUCUACUGUUAACGAGGAGGAUGAGUUGGUAGAAGACCGAUUUGACGACCAGAGUUUCGAGGAUGCACCGCUCUCAGAUGUGGAGUCAAAUUUUGACGAGGACGACUUGAAAAGCGUCGAUGAUAACCAAGUAUAUGAAGAACUUCCCCUACAACAGUAUUGCCCUAGUAGCAAUUGGUCGCUAGCCAUUAUUCCAAACCAGUCUGAUGAACAAAGCUCCAGUUAUGGCGAAUUUUCUAUAACGCGAGCGUUCUCUGUCAAGAGCAGCGAGUUUAUCACGGAUCAGAAGGCUUCCGAUAUUCUUCAGCGAGAAGAGGAGUCCUUCAUGCGUGGUCAUGGGCGGUUCAUUCCUGAUGAUCCAAGGUUCAAUAGAAGCCAUUUUGAAAAGGAAAACAGCUGGGAACCAAGCAUCAUCGACCAAUCAUCUUUUCAAAUUGCUGAUAAAACCUGCUCUCCUUCUAGUCUUCCUGUGCCAACGGCAAGUUUUGUUGUGUCGUGCCAUCUGAAUGUCUUGAUAGAGCUCGCUCAUUCAGCAGAAAAUGAACUGCCGAAAUCUAUUCAAGAGCCAGCAAGCGGUGAUGUUAACGUGGCAGCUGAUUGCGACAUCAUUGACAAGCAUGUCCAGUUUCGCGCCACCACUCCCACUGGAGACAACGUUGCAACGGGAACCGUUCUCACUAAUCUUACUAACAAACAAAGUGAUGACAAUGUGCCUGCUUUAAAUGCCAUACGGUCUACUCCUCAGCGAUUCCCAACCAAUCAUCCCCCAUCAUUACUGACCAACGAAUCACCCAAUCCUAAUAGCGAUUCCACAAUCGGCGGGGUACAGACAAGCACUCCUGUCUCAGUCGUUGCGAAACUGGCCUCUCGUACAAGACGACUUGAGCUGGCUGAGAACUUUCAUGGCGUGUCAGUAAUUUUACCUGAAGGAGAGUCUUUGAGAGAAGGGCAACGUACGCUGAAUGACCAAUCUGUCGGAGAACUUACUAAUACUACAAUAUUGAGUGUCGGGAAAAUUCAAAGCAUUCUCAAGAGUCAACCUGCUUCGUCCUCACCACGAACUUUGAUGAAAGUUCUGGAUGAAUACAAACGAGAACGUGUGAAAGCUCGAAGAGUGACAUCUAUAAGUUCCGGUGAUUCAAAUAAACCUACCGAAGUAAUUACGAGUCGAGCAUUAGACAAUGUCAAAACUCCUGCGUCAGUGGAUACAGUAGCUUCAUGUAUCUCCAAGGUCAAUAAUCGACUCAGUGGAUCAAGACCAGCCAGCACUGUUAGUCAGCAAUCCUCGAUUAGUCAAGAGAGGACGACACGUGAAGACCCACCGAGCAGUCGUCCCGAUUCAGCUAGGUCUUCGAGCUCCCUGUCUAGUGCUGUCGGUGUGCGGAGUUCCUCACAAAUGAGCACUAGUGUUUCGACAAGAUCUGUGCUUCAUAUUCCUCGGCGUGAAGUCGCCUUUGGUUUUGUGGCUGUGGGAGAUGCUGCAAUAUCGACUGUUGAUGUGACAAAUCGCACUGACCACUCUUUGCGGUUGCGAGCUAAACUCAGUCAAACCGGCACCCCAUUUACGCUAUUGGACAGCCAGAUUCUUGUACUGGAUGCACAUAGGACAACGAGUCUUCGCAUAGAAUUCUCUCCAACACAGAAUGCUCGAUUUUUCACUAAGCUACUAAUUUCCGCAGAAGGAGGGGGUGGACCUCAAGUCGGAUACAGGAUGCCAGUUCGCGGAGUUGGAGGCGCUGCUGUUGUAACGGUCAAAGCUAGGGACGACCUGCGCAUAUCACGAAAUGGCACUUAUGUCCUGCAGUCUUCCUAUGAGUCCACGUUCUCGUUUACAUUGACAAAUUCGGGGAAUCGUGCUUCGUUGACGUUGAACUACUCGAUGCGUCAAGAGAAAAUCUCACAACUCUGUGAUUCACUGAAGCUUUCUCAAAUCGCUGGUCAUAUUCGACUUUAA